Molecule: messenger RNA, 2192 nt
Organism: Patiria miniata (bat star)
Lineage: Eukaryota; Metazoa; Echinodermata; Asteroidea; Valvatida; Asterinidae
Exons: 2
Coding region: 505-1668 (387 amino acids)
Source: RefSeq, a predicted model, not a curated record
AUUGGGUGUACACACACCGCGAAGGACAACGCUCGCUUGUGCCACGCCGACCUCCUGUCUGCUGCUGAUUUAGCCAUAAAUCACAACAAAUUUUAUGCAAAUCCUGAUAAGGUUGUUCAAGAUCAAGUUGUUUUGAGUCUACUUGACAUAAGUCCCCCAAACCGACGUCGGAUUCCUGUAGCGGACGAGGGAGCAAGGAAAAACCGAAACAUUGAUGUCAAGUAUUCACUCUUGACAGAAAAUCAUCCAAGAUUAUGCAAGGCAACCUUCACCACUGUUCUUGGUAUUUCAAAGGAUCGUGUAUCGCGUGUGGCCAGGUAUUAUGCAGAACAUGCACAGCCGUGUCCGGAAAACAGAGGUGGACUUCGUAAUGAAGAUGAAGUCAAUCAGAAGAGGCAGAGUGUUAUCGACCACAUCAAAACUUUCACGUGCAAAGCCAGUCACUAUGGUCGACGGGGGGCACCUGGCAGGAAGUACUUGCCGUCUGAUCUGUCAGUGCGCAAGAUGCAUGAACUUUUUAAAAGACAGAAUCACAGUCAAGUGAGCUACUCGCUGUAUUAUUCGAUUUUCACAAAGCAGUUCAAUUUGGGUUUUGGUCAUCCAGCCACAGAUGCUUGUGCCACAUGUGUUAAGCACAGGCUGACGAUGAAGGACCCCCACCUUACAGAAGCAGAGAAGCGUUCCAAGACUGCCAUGUUUAUUCUUCAUCGGAGACGAGCUUGUGUCUUCUAUGAUAUGCUAGGUAGAGUGCAACCCGAGGCAGUAACACUCUGCUUUGAUAUGAUGCAAAAUAUGACUCUUCCAAGAACACCAAUUGGCCAAGCUUAUUAUUCCAGGCAAUUGUACCUCUACCUGUUUGGGGCACUGGUUCAUCAUGGUGUGAAUAGCACCCAAAGCAAGAAUGACGUUCAUCUGUAUGUGUGGAUGGAACAUCAGAACAAAAAGGACUCGAACAUGAUUGCCUCUGCUGUUAAUGAUUGUUGUCGUGUCAGAUUAAAUGGAACACUCCGCCAGAAAGGGAAUCUUCGGCUAUUCAGUGAUUCCUGUUUUGGACAAAACAAGAACAUGAACAUGAUUGGCAUGCUGAGCGCACUGAGGAAAUCAGCCUUUCCAGACUUGAACAUUGAAUAUGCUUUCCCAAUCCGAGGACACAGCUUUUUGCCUGCUGAUCGGAUUUUUGGACGGAUAGAGCAGGAAAUUCGUAAGCAUGACAGCAUCUUGCACCCUAAAGGGUACUUCGACAUUUUGAGAAAGUAUGGUAACGUGUACAUCUAUGGAGAGGAUUGGCAUGCCCUAAACUUCAAAGAACUGGUGCAUUCAUAUGUCAAACAACAAAGGACAUUCAAAGUGAGCGAGGCCCGCAUGCUGUCGCUAACCAAUGAUCAGGUAGGCUUCAAGUCUACCUACGCUGGCGAGUACUGCCAUCAUGCUGUCCUAAAGCGUGGAAAGAAGUGGACAAGUUUCAAACCUGCACCACUUGGGAUGGUCUCAACAGUCAAGAAGGCCAAAAAGGAAGAUGUUGAAAACCUGUUGUCCGCAAUUGGCGCGUCAGGAGAUGUCAUGGCAUUCUACAACAAUGCGCUCAGCAACACCACUGACUCGACUAAGGAUGUUGAAGAUGAACACAGUUCAGAAUCUGAAGAUGACAGUGUUGAUCAUGAACAGUAGAUGUCAGUUUGUCAUUGGUGGCUGACUGUCCUGUCUGUAGUCUCCAUGCAUGUAAUUUCACUGUUCGUUAAUAAUGGCUGCACCCCUUGCAGUUGUGAUUAGGUUCAGUAGUGUAAAGCCAACUCCAUGUUGGACCUAAAUGUCUGCACACACAUUUAUGGUUUGCAUUGAUAUUGAUAGUCAGGAUCGAGGUGACAAUGAAGUGAAAUACUGGUAUCGGCUCCCAUAGCUCAAAGCUUUAACACCAUAGACCCCUGUUGAGAUGACGCUGGCGAUCACAUGCAUGGUUGAAUUCGUUGCCCAUUGGUGACUAAUUGGAUCAAUGUUGUUGAAAAAAAAAAAAUGAAAAGUCUGGGUCGCAGCAAGUCAUACUGUGUGUACAUAUAGGGCUUUGAUAGUCAUGUUUUUAUUAACUGAAAUAUCAACAGAGUUCCAGUGUUGCUUAAGCCCCUUUCACACCGGGCCUACAUAGAGUUGCGUAUUGCGGCAAACCGAGUACGCCAAAAUUAGGCUGCGUACUCAUG